Molecule: messenger RNA, 3565 nt
Organism: Sinocyclocheilus grahami
Lineage: Eukaryota; Metazoa; Chordata; Actinopteri; Cypriniformes; Cyprinidae
Product: glutaminase kidney isoform, mitochondrial-like
Exons: 17
Coding region: 128-1888 (586 amino acids)
Biological process (GO): L-glutamine catabolic process
Molecular function (GO): glutaminase activity; protein binding
Source: RefSeq, a predicted model, not a curated record
AGCUGCUCUAUCAGUAGGUGCGCAAAGUGAGGGAAUUGACUGUGCCGUAGCUUCUAGAACUACAAGUUGUCUUCUAGUAUUAUUAAAAAAUAAAGACAUUAAACUGAAUUAGCGCGACAGGAUUGAGAUGUUACAGUUAAGGGCUUCAAUUGUGCUGAAGGAGUUGAUUCAAACCAGCCCAAGGCGUUUGUUUUCUGACAUUAUAAGGCAUAAGAAGACUUUACCAAACGCGUACAUCUACAGCGCUGCUUAUCCGGAUGGCAGAAUAUCUCAAUUAAAGACUGUCUGUAAUGGAAGACCUUUCAUUCUGCCUUUAGCUGGGAGAAGAUUCCUGUGUACAAAGACCGAAGGAGCGAUUGACCCUACAGAACCGGUGAAGAAAGAUGAGUCCGUCCAGGAAGCGACGGCAGAGAAGAGAAGGAAGGCUGGCAUCCUGCCCAGCUUGGAAGACCUGCUGUUUUACAGUAUUGCUGAAGGCCAGGAGAGGAUCCCAGCUCACAAAUUCAUUACCGCACUGAAGGCCACUGGACUUCGAACGGGAGAUCCACGGCUAAAAGAAUGUAUGGACAUGUUGAAAGUCACCCUCAAAUCCACAUCAGAUGGUGUAAUGCUGGACCGACACCUGUUCAAAAACUGCACCUAUUAUUCCUAUAACUAUAAUAACCCCAAAGGCAAUUACCCUGGUAAAUCAAGACACACAGUGGGUGACACUAAAGUGCCAUUUUGCCUGCAGUCAUGCGUGAAGCCGCUCAAGUACGCUAUUGCCGUGCAUGACCACGGCACUGAAUAUGUGCACCGAUUCAUUGGGAAAGAGCCCAGCGGCUUACGCUUCAACAAGCUCUUCCUGGAUGAGGACGACAAACCCCAUAAUCCAAUGGUGAAUGCUGGUGCAAUCGUGUGUACCUCUCUUAUCAAGCAAGGGGCAAGCAAUGCUGAGAAGUUUGAUUAUAUGAUGAGCUUCUUGAAGAUGAUGGCAGGAAAUGAAUAUGUUGGUUUUAGCAAUGCCACAUUCCAGUCGGAGCGUGAGUCAGGAGACAGGAAUUUCGCUAUUGGCUAUUACCUGAAAGAAAAGAAGUGCUUUCCAGAUGGUACAGACAUGACUGCUGUUCUGGACCUCUACUUUCAGCUGUGCUCCAUCGAGGUAACGUGUGAGAGCGCUAGCGUCAUGGCUGCCACAUUGGCCAACGGUGGCUUCUGUCCAAUCACAGGCGAGCGUGUGCUGAGCCCCGAGUCCGUGCGAGACACCCUCAGCCUCAUGCACUCCUGCGGCAUGUAUGACUUCUCCGGACAAUUCGCCUUCCAUGUGGGUCUACCAGCCAAGUCAGGUGUGGCUGGCGGUAUUCUGCUGGUUGUGCCCAAUGUGAUGGGUGUCAUGUGCUGGUCUCCUCCGUUGGACAAACUUGGCAACAGUGUCCGGGGCAUCCAGUUCUGUACGGAUCUGGUGUCCUUGUUCAACUUCCACAACUACGACAACCUGAGGCACUUCGCCAAGAAGCACGAUCCUCGCAGAGAGGGAGGGGAGCAGCGGGUGAAAUCUGUCAUCAACCUCCUCUUUGCUGCCUACACAGGAGAUGUUUCUGCUCUCAGAAGGUUUGCACUGUCCUCCAUGGACAUGGAGCAGCGGGACUAUGACUCCAGGACGGCGCUGCAUGUAGCAGCCGCUGAGGGACAUAUUGAGGUUGUGCGUUUUCUGUUAGAGGCCUGCAAGGUGAAUCCUGGUCCCAAGGACAGGUGGGGCAACAUGCCUAUAGAUGAGGCGACACACUUCGGUCAUCAUGAGGUGCUCGCGCUUCUACAGGAGUACAACAAUAAAUACAACCCACCGGUGAACACUGACGCAGACAAAGAGAGUACAGAGAAAAACCUGGACGGGAUGCUGGAGACGUAACCAUUUCCACUAGCACUAGAGGACACUCUUCUGGAGCAGCCCAGUGAAGACUGCUCCAGCUCAAUAUCAGUGUUUUUUUGGGGGGGAACAAAAUCAGUACAUUUUUUUUUGUUUCACGUUGUCUCCUGUAGUUUUACAUGCUUUUGUGAGAAGUUUUUGGCUUGUUGACAGCUUCUUCCUUGCAAGAAAGGGCGUAAGUCAUGAUGAUGGCCAUAUUUAAUGGUGCGAAACGACUCUCAGUAGACGCUAUAAUUGUAUGUUCAACCCUUUCGUGCCUGUGUAAAGUUGAUUGAGGUGUGGGGAAUGAUGACUACAGCGAUGACAUUGCUGUCCCGAGGGCAAACGCCUAAACUCAAGCAUAAAGAAUGACACCAAACAAUCCUGUUUAGGAAUUCAGGAGCAUUAAAAACUGAGAAUUUGCUCACAACAUUUAAAAGCUGCUGGCCAACAUAUCUUCUUUCUUUAUGUUGGGGGAAAAAAAGUAGCUUAGCAGAACGUAAUGAAAAUCGUGACGCGAGACUAUUGCAUUUCCAUUACCAAACAAUCGGUCGAGUGUUGCCACAAAAGACAAUUAUCAUUAAGAUAAGGAAUGCGAGAACGAGUCGUGUGUAAAAUUCGAAAAUUAUUUAAAGGCUUGCAUGCAUUUUGUACAUGUGUAUCACUUUUAUUUUAUUGUACUUCAUUAUUUGAACAUUUUAACCACUGCCAAAUACAUCGUUAUUUUUUAGUAUUUUUUAUUUUAGUCUUCACCUUAUUACCAGAUAGAUGGUCUAUAUAUAUUCGUCAAUGCACUCAUAGUUUAAAUAUUUACAUGCAGAGCCCCCAAAAUGACUGCAUUUUGAGAAAGCACACAAUGUUGUAAUCUGAGAACAAAAGCGAUCAAAAAUCAAAUAAAAGACACUGCAUUUGUGCAAACCAUCUGUGCAUUUACGUAUAUUUUAUGAAGUGUUAAAUUACUAUAAAUGUAGUUUAUUGUAAGACAGUUGUUUUAGCAGUGAAAACUGAUGUCACACUGGGACCAAACACUUGAAGAAAGUCAGUUGGACAUAACUUAAGUUCAUGUCAAAGUAAAUGAAUGGAAACUGUUUUAAAGACACUUCAGCACUAUUCAGUAUUCUUUGACGCAAAUAUUUCUUGCAGAUUUCUAUUAGACUGUAUCUGGCUCACUCAAGCCGGUGUGUGUACAUGUGCAGUUAAAGCAAUGGUUGAUGUGCAAUAAUGAAUAAAAUUGUGUUAGUAAUUAAAAGGGUGUAAUUUUACUUAUACAUUAUACGUGGACAAACCCACACAAAACACUGAAAUUCUGACUGGAAAAAAAUGUCCCAGUUAACUGGAAUUCAAAUAUAUAACUCAAAAGUAAUACCAUUAAAACCUCAACUAUCAGCACAAAUCAUGUUCAAGGUGAAACAGUGCAGGAUGAGCUACUCACCAAAAUAUAAUACUAACCAUGAGCAACACUACCAGUGAUGCAACAAGAAUAUUUUCUUACAUUUAUGCAUUUUAUCCAAAACAACUUACAAUGCAUUCAAGGUAUACAUUUGAUCAGUUAUCUGGGAAUCGAACACAUUUGCAUUUCUACCCUCAUUCUCUACCAGUUCAAAACCUAAAUCCUCUAGAUCUGAUGAGUCUGACAGAUCAUGUUCAAUCGUGUCCAGCCCGUGGUCUUCAUUGGCAUGC